Dovyalis caffra is the source of this 807-nucleotide messenger RNA. Lineage: Eukaryota; Viridiplantae; Streptophyta; Magnoliopsida; Malpighiales; Salicaceae. The record is from the annotation of a GenBank genome assembly.
AUGUACAAGAAUGAGAAUGUGGGAAGUCAUGUUCAAAUUUUGAUGCAACCAUCAAAACAAGCUAAUUCAUUUGGAGAAAGCAUUUAUGAUACUGGGUCAGAUUUAAUCAGAAGCGAAUUGGGUGCCUAUGGAGAGAAGCUCUUAGGAUCAGGCUCGGCCUACGUGCAAAGCAAUAUUAGCAGAUAUCUGUCCAACCCUAGAUAUUAUUUUGAGGUCAAUGAUCAGUACGUGCUUAAUAAAUUGAAAGUGAUCCUGCUUCCAUUUCUACACAGGGGACAUUGGAUGAGAACAACUGAGACAAUAGGUGGUGAAUUAUCUUAUAAGCCUCCAAUUUAUGAUAUUAAUGCACCGGAUUUGUACAUUCCAUUGAUGGCAUUUGGUACCUACCUAGUCCUGGCUGGCUUCAUUUUGGGCAUCAAUGGGAGGUUCAGCCCUGAAGCUUUAGGCUUGCAAUUAACAAACGGAAUUCUUUGCUGGUUAUUCCAAGUUCUCCUGCUUGAAGCCACAUUACACACAUUAGGAGAUGGAGACGUGCCAUUACUUGAUGUUGUUGCUUAUGGUGGCUACACUUUUGCUGCAGUGGCGGUCGUCCUGCUAUCAAGUAUCGUCUCCACUUAUUUCUUCUACGCAGUCACAUUGUGGGAAUGCUUUUGUUUGGGAAUGUUCCUCGUCAAGAUCAUGAAGAGGAUUUUGAUUGCUGAGGUGAGAAGUUCUGAGAAGCAUUCAAGCAAGCGCCACUAUCUCUUGCUACUUGUAGCCAUUACCCAGCUCCCGUUGCUCUUUUGGCUUGGAAAUGUUGCUGUUUAG